Messenger RNA from Closterium sp. Naga37s-1, 600 nucleotides. Lineage: Eukaryota; Viridiplantae; Streptophyta; Zygnematophyceae; Desmidiales; Closteriaceae. The record is from the annotation of a GenBank genome assembly.
AUGCACGUGCACGAGGCUCUUGAUAGGGCCGUGCUCCAAGCCCUUGGCGGGAAAACCGGUGUGGAAUCCGGCGGGAUAUCCGGCGGGGAGUCUGGCGGCGAUGGUGGGGAUGAUGUGUCAGGAGCCACGAGGGCUUUAAGCUUGAAAGCAUCAGCCUCGACCAACAACAGCCAGGAGCAGGGCGAGCAGGACCAACCCACCCCCUCUUUCCUCUCCCUCAAAUCCUCAACGUCUAGCAGCAGUGGUGCUGCCUUAGCUGCCAUUUCCCCUGCCGACGCUGCUCGCCUCCGGCUCUUCACCCACACGUUCACUCUCCUGGUCACGCACCUUACCAACGGCAUGCGCAUCGGAGCUAAGGCUGUGGAGUGCCUCCCCUCCCUGCGUGCAGCCAAGGCUGUGAGCUUCUUUCAGGAAUAUCCUGACACUGUGGGGGAUCCUAUGAAGGCGUUUAGGGCUGCUGUGGAUGAGGCGGGGAAGGGGAUGAGCGAGGGGGAGGUGGAACUGGUGGAGGGCGAACUGGGCCCUGCUAUGGUGAAAGCUAGUCUGCUGCUGAAAGUGCUGGCCGUUGAGGAGAGGGAGGAGGUGGUCAGUGCACCCUAG